Molecule: messenger RNA, 2313 nt
Organism: Alternaria postmessia
Lineage: Eukaryota; Fungi; Ascomycota; Dothideomycetes; Pleosporales; Pleosporaceae
Exons: 2
Coding region: 1-2313 (770 amino acids)
Source: RefSeq, a predicted model, not a curated record
AUGGCUGCGACAAAUCUCCUGACACCUCCCAGUCCACGCAUGCAGGACGCAGUCAACUCCAUUUCUUCCGGCACGUCUGCAUGGGGCGAAAUCACAUAUUCGUCCGCAGCGCCAAGCACGACGUCCAUGACACUGCGCCGCUCGUCUUCAGCCUGCGACUUGUCGGAGAUGCCAACGUUCGAUACCGCCAAGACUUACACUGUAAGCCCAACACUUUUCGGAUUCCAGCUCACCAUCUCCUACGGCAUUACCAAGGUUCCGCAGUGGCUUCAUGACUCUACCGGCCGUAAUAUUCAGUCAAUACCUGUCUCAUCUGCCUCCGGAACCAACGCGGCUGUUGAGCUCUCGCCUGUCAAGGUGAGCGUCGUCAUGCUCAUCGUUACUUUUGUAACUCUGUGGCUCGCUCAGUUUAUCUCCGAAGACCUCUCAAGCUAUGAUACAGCAAGCCUAUUGCUUUGGCUAGUGUUUGGCGGUUAUGAGCAGCCAAGGCCCGAUGAGAUGCUGAUUUUAAAACCGCUUGAGUCGCCAUACGCCACCACACCUGAACAUCUUCAAGAAAUUGGUUCUCCAGUCAUCGUCAUCACUCCUCCAGAAGACACUCGACCCGUUGUUGAUCAUGACGCCAAGCUUAUCACGGUCGUCGAGACCAUCAACUUUCCGGAAGUGACUUCGGAUAUCGUCGAGCUAUAUACCCCUCGGAUGCAAGUUUGGCUGAAGGAGUCGACCCUCGACUUCGUUCCCGAGCGAGACGUCACUUCUGUGGAUGGUAUCGCAGAUUCACCGAGUCAAAUCACACCCUCCGAAGGCGUCGUCCAGGCGUCACAAUUGGUCGUCCAUAGUAAUGACACUAAUGAUCUUCUCGCCUCACCGAUGGUUUGGGAUGAACAAGAAGCAUUUCUUAGUUCUUUGAAUGAACUUCCUGACCUCGCCACUGAUACUCUCGGUCUUCAGCUAGCAGCCGUCCUCCUCGAGCAUGACUUCCCCACCUUCAGGAUCAGUGAGUAUUUCUGCGCAUCGAACGACGCUUGUCAAGUCGGGCCUGUUUAUUUGCCUGGUUCUGAACAAGGUACUGAGUUGAUGUCUUGGCCAGAUCGUCCUGUGGCAGCAGAUAGGUUUGACAUCGACUACAUGCGCGAUCGGCUCCAGAAGUAUCUUCCAAGACGGACAAUCGACAAGAUCGCUUCCAUGCAGUCGGAAUACUGGUACAGAACCCGAGAUCAAAGCGGCUUCAACGUAUUCGUUCGUGAUCUGGAAAUAGAAUGGCUUAGGCUGGCCAAUAACGGACCUUCCAGUUACAACCUUGAAUAUAUCAAGCUCAUCACUGGACAGUCCCAGAAGCGAUACACGCCUGAGUGUCCGCCCCACUGGCGUUUCCAGUACUCACCUAACGACUCGGCCAGGCCAUAUCUCGAUUUCGAAGAGGAGUUUGCCAUCAAUGAAGGCAUUGCUGAUUACAACUUCAAUUGUAGAACAGAAGAGGUGGUUGGCAGAGUACAGAAUACCCUGCGAACAAACGAACAAUUUCGAAAGGUAGACUAUGGCAGCAAGCCCAUCCUGCAAUGGAUCAGCAACGUCGAAGAGAAGUUGUUAGUCGAUCCACAUGUCUACGGACGGUGCAAGUGUGGCGAGGCCGCCAUGGAACCUGUACGAUGGUAUCGUCGACAGGAUGAGAGCCACUACAAUCCGAAGAAGCAGCAGUCCUUCAAGAAGUUCCCUCUUCGUCAGAUGUCUAAAGACGAGUCCGACGAUCGCUACGUUUGCGAUGUUGAACAGCGAACGGCAUAUCCCCGGAGCCAGCAGAUCACGCAAAUCUGCAAGCAGCACAGGACCGUUACGGAUAGCAUCUUCGUUCUCGUUGACACUUCUGUCGAAGACAUCAACGAUCGGCUCAGCAACCCAGGUAGCAUGCUUCCCGCCCCUGGCAGGAGACAUUCGUCAAUCUACCCCGACGGCUGGCAUGUCAAGAAACAUGCCGUACAGCCUCCAUUCGAGCAGCGUCCUCCCCGCUGUCGGCACGGGUUCCUUCACAGUAUUUCCUGUUCCGAGUGCUUUCCACGCCAUCAUUUCGCUCAUAAGUGCCAGGAGUGCAUCGAGUACUGCUUUGCUAUGAACGUAAAACGCCCCAACAUAGUGGUGCUCGACGCAGCUGUGGAGGCUACACAAGGCCACCAGAACUUCGACCUAGCACGGGAUGCCCAGACUAGGCACCGGAAAAAUCUGCUCGAUAUCUUUAAGGGAGCCAAAACUCCUCAACACUCUCUUACAUCUCCUUCUCCUGCUGUUACACCAUCGGCUGGACGGAGGCGUGAGUAA